Molecule: messenger RNA, 1821 nt
Organism: Myxocyprinus asiaticus (Chinese sucker)
Lineage: Eukaryota; Metazoa; Chordata; Actinopteri; Cypriniformes; Catostomidae
Gene: cby1
Product: chibby homolog 1 (Drosophila)
Exons: 5
Coding region: 151-528 (125 amino acids)
Source: RefSeq, a predicted model, not a curated record
AGAAGAAGAAGCGUUCCCAAGAUGGCAGCCGAGUGGACUGACUUGCCUUGAAAGAGACUUUGAUAUUAUUGAACAAGCUACGCGGCAGUCUACUGUGCAAUCAAAACCAAUGCAUAAGCAGAUUAGAAAGUCACGACUAUUUGCUCCAAAAUGCCUUUGUUUGGCAACACAUUCAGUCCCAAGAAAACACCUCCUCGGAAGUCUGCAUCCCUUUCCAAUCUACAUACAUUGGAUCGGUCUACACGGGAGAUAGAGUUAGGUCUGGAGUAUGGAGCCCCAGUAAUGAAUAUUGGUGGUCAGAGCUUGAAAUUUGAAGAUGGCCAGUGGAUCACAGAGUCAGCAAGUAAUCUAUCAGGAAAAGAGGUACAGCGAUUGAAGAAAAGGAAUCUACAGUUAGAAGAGGAGAAUAAUCUUCUUAAGAUAAAGAUUGAGGUUCUUCUUGAUAUGCUUUCAGAAUCAACAGCAGAAACACAUCUAAUACAGAAGGAACUUGAAGAUAUAAAGAAUAAUUCUCGAAGAAAGAAAUGACGGAAGGAAAUAAAGGCCUUACUGAUUAACUCUUUUAAAGUUCUUGUUUUUUAAAGUGAGUGUGCUUUCUAAGUUGUAGUUAGUAGAUUUUUUAAAAGACUCUAUUUAAAUAUAAGUUACAGUUUAAACAAUUGAUUAGGUUUUAUGUGAUUGCUUUUGUCACAUUUAGAUCACUUUUUUUAAUUUGCUCUUUCAUUGCCAAUUGUAUGAAUAAACAAAAAUAUUUAGGUUGACAUCAUGUCAUAAUCUUUGCAUAGCCCUCUAAAUAUUUUUUUCUUCUCUUUUCUACACAUCAUUUUAUUAGCCUUAAAGCAUCUACAUUGUGUAUUCAAGCAAAAUACCCUCAUGACUUUCCUCGUCAUGAAACGGGCAUUUGAAUUGGUCAAAAUGAUCUCAGAUUACAUUAAAAGCAGCUUAAAUUUACUGAGCUUCAUGUUUAGAAUACAAUAACUUGUCACACUUAAACCAGUUAUACCUAAUCUUCAUUUCUACGGCCCCAGGAAGUGCUCUUGAAAGUCCUUAAACCACUCUGCAUGUGUAGAUUUAAAUGUGUAUUCAAAUCACAGGAAACAAUUACACUCUUUCUUUGGUUGAAGAGUAUGAUUAGCCAAGAGCUGUGACGGUUUAAGAAUUUUCUUGCAGAUUUAGGGAGAUUUUCUUAUGGCAUGUACUACACUCCUUCGGUUGCACAAAAUUAUUAUUAUUUUUUUUAACUAAUAAAUUGACAUGAAACCAUUUUGUUGUAAAAAAUACAUAAAUAAAAUUGUACAGAAUUUUGUGAAUUUUUGUGCUAUUUGCAAAUGGGUAUUUCUUGACAUUCUUUUCAUCUAUUUAACAUAACCUUUCCCAAGUUAACCUCAUCGAAACACACUGUGUGUAAUAUUUUGCUGUAAACUCGUUGUAAAUGACCCGUAUCUUCAUCAUUUCUCUACAGAACCUCAUUACAUUUAUCAGUGUAUUAACUCGGUUAUGUUUUUAGAAUGAAAGUGCUUUGUACAAGAGGCUGUACUGAUGUCAAAACAAGUAAACAACCCACCAUGGGUUCUGUAAUGCCACUUAUGCUGUCCAGGAAUGUAGUCUUAUUUCCUAUAAAUAAGAGACUUUAUGGGCAUUACAGAUUAUUAAUAGGAGGGUCGAGAAAAGGAAGGAGGUGUACCAGAAGGUUUAUUUAGCAGAUUAUCCUCCAAAAUCCACAGUGCAAUGAGGCUUGGGAGUACAUUAUGUAUCUGUAUACCAAGGAGGCCAAGUCCUCAUACAGCUUCCUGAAGGGGAGUUCUGCGUCACAUCACAGGA